UCAGCUUGACAUGUUCCUGUCAUUAGGUUGUAUAGUUUAAAACAAUCACAUCUCAUCACACCGUCAAGGUGGAAAGUCACACAAUCAAAAAUGGACUCUACUAAAAAUUCAUAUCCUCCUGAAUGUGUUCUUGAAACCAUUCGUGAACGUCGCCUCCCCACGGAUCCUACAAUGCUCAUUAAUUGGAUCAAUGCUUUGAUCUAUGGUAACAUUACAAGCAUGGAUGAGUUGCGUAGUGGUGUGAUUUUCUGUCAAAUGCUAAAUAGUCUCUAUCCCGGAUGUAUCGAGAUGGAAAGCCUUCAUCAUGAACCGAAAUCUAUGUGGGAUAAAAAUUACAAAAAGUUUAAAAGGGCGCUAGACGACUUGCAGCUAGAACCACAUUUGAGUGUAUCGAGAUUGAUGAGGGGCAGCGUCUUGGACAAUAUCUAUAUAGUGCAUUUCUUUAUAGACCUAUAUCAUGUGCAUAUAGGGCUGUCCAUGGAGCGGCGCCGAAGGAGGGAGGAGAAAGAGCGUCAGAAACAGAAAAAUAAACCUAAGGAGGACCCACCAAAGAAACAGCAAGAGUCCUCUGCUAUCUAUGAACUAUUUCAGUGGUUUAAAAAUUUAGUUAUGGGACCAAAUGCUCCACUGCCACCACCCAAGGUCGUGGUUAGGCCUCCGCGGCCCAAACCCUCAGAGGAAGAGAAGCAGCGGGACUUUGAUCGUCAGGUGAGAUUGUUGUUCUUCGAGCCAGUGCCACUGUCGGAGUUUGAAGAAGAGAUGAAAAGGCAGAAGGGCGGUGGAAACAAGAAUCAGGAUCGCCAGGAUAAGGAACUUGAAGAAGCCGAACGCCGGCCUGACAAGAAGCAGGAUCGCCAGGAUAAGGAACUUGAAGAAGCCGAACGCCGGCAGCGCCAAAAGGAUCAUGAUCAACUCCGACGCCUUGUGGCAGCUUGUUUACAGCUCCGUGACGGUCAUCAGUUGAUGCAAGAGCUUUAUAUGGAAAGCCGUAAGGAACGACUGGAAAAACACUUCCUGUGAAACAUGUUCCGACCUUUGACCUCGGAUGCGUGUGUGUUUACAUUUAUUUUUUUUGGUUUUUAUCUUUUUCUGGAGGCAACAAAAGGCAGGAUCUUCGAGUUAAAUACGCGAUCAAGGUAGGCACGUCACGGUCGCCAAGUAAAGAUCGCC
This is a messenger RNA of Drosophila bipectinata, 1170 nucleotides long. Its product is annotated as microtubule-associated protein RP/EB family member 2-like. Gene Ontology annotation, cellular component: microtubule plus-end; cytoplasmic microtubule; microtubule organizing center. Gene Ontology annotation, biological process: regulation of microtubule polymerization or depolymerization; protein localization to microtubule; spindle assembly. Lineage: Eukaryota; Metazoa; Arthropoda; Insecta; Diptera; Drosophilidae. The record is from RefSeq and is a predicted model, not a curated record. Gene Ontology annotation, molecular function: microtubule plus-end binding.